Messenger RNA from Synchiropus splendidus (mandarinfish), 1960 nucleotides. RefSeq names its product cryptochrome DASH (gene cry-dash). NCBI's taxonomy places the organism in Eukaryota, Metazoa, Chordata, Actinopteri, Syngnathiformes, Callionymidae. The record is from RefSeq and is a predicted model, not a curated record. Bases 165 to 1724 code for a protein of 519 amino acids. The transcript is spliced from 14 exons. Gene Ontology annotation, molecular function: FAD binding; damaged DNA binding; deoxyribodipyrimidine photo-lyase activity. Gene Ontology annotation, biological process: photoreactive repair.
GUUUAGUAACAGCGUGUCCGGAAACGUGACCGACGGUGGGUCUGUCUCUCAGCCAGUGAGAAGCGGCCGGUGCUCCACAUUGUUGGGGGAAGGACGGCGAAGAGGUGCGGGCUCCGUCCAGUCAGAGACGGUAGCGGUUCGGAGGACGAGGUGCUGCCGAAGCCAUGGCUCGUGUGAUCAUCUGUUUGCUGAGGAACGACCUCAGAGUCCACGACAACGAGCUCUUCCACUGGGCCCAGAGAAAUGCUGAGUACAUUGUCCCACUAUACUGCUUCGACCCCCGACAUUACCAGGGAACUUACCACUACAACUUUCCCAAAACUGGACCUUUCCGUCUGCGCUUCUUGUUGGACAGUAUCAGGGAUCUCAGGAGCAGCUUACUUCGCAAGGGCAGUAACCUGGUGGUGAGGAGGGGUAAACCUGAGGACGUAGUGGCUGAUCUCAUCAAGCAGCUGGGUUCGGUCAGCACUGUUGCCUUCCAUGAAGAGGUGACCUCAGAGGAGCUGAACGUGGAGAGGCGAGUGAAGGAGGUUUGCACGCAGUUGAAGGUCAAAGUUCACUCCUGCUGGGGGUCAACUCUUUACCACAGGGACGAGCUUCCCUUUAACCACAUAUCCAGGCUGCCAGAUGUCUACACGCAGUUCAGAAAAGCUGUGGAGGAGAAGAGUAGAGUGAGACCCCUGAUCCCGACUCCGGAGCAGCUGAGGCCGCUCCCUCAGGGGCUGCAGGAAGGAGACAUUCCCACACCAGAGGACCUGCAGGUGACAGACCCUGUAACAGACCCUCGCUCUGCCUUCCCCUGCUCCGGAGGGGAAAGUCAGGCCCUUGGCCGGCUGAAACACUAUUUCUGGGAGACUGACGCCGUCGCGACAUACAAGGAGACACGCAACGGACUGAUCGGUGCAGACUAUUCCACCAAGUUUUCCCCUUGGUUAGCGCUGGGAUGCAUUUCACCUCGCUAUAUUUACCUCCAGAUCCGACAGUAUGAGCAAGAACGAACUGCCAAUCAGAGCACAUACUGGGUCAUUUUUGAGCUUCUGUGGCGAGACUACUUUAAGUUUGUGGCCGUCAAAUACGGAAACAGACUUUUUCAGCUGAAAGGUCUUCAAGACAAACCCCUGCAUUGGAAAACAGACAUGAAGCUGUUUAAUGCUUGGAAAGAGGGACGCACUGGUGUCCCUUUUGUGGACGCCAACAUGAGAGAGCUGGCGAUGACCGGCUUCAUGUCCAACAGAGGGCGCCAGAAUGUCGCAAGCUUCCUCACCAAAGACCUGGGCCUGGACUGGAGGAUGGGGGCCGAGUGGUUCGAGUAUCUUCUGGUCGACCACGACGUCUGCAGUAACUAUGGCAACUGGCUGUACAGCGCUGGGAUCGGAAACGACCCACGAGAGAACAGGAAGUUUAACAUGAUCAAGCAAGGGCUGGAUUAUGACAACAAUGGUGACUAUGUGCGUCUUUGGGUUCCUGAGCUGCAGAAAAUCAGGGGCCGUGAUGCGCACACACCUUGGACCCUCAGCUUAGCGUCCCUGUCUCAUGCUGAGGUCACUCUAGGUCACACCUACCCCUCUCCCAUUGUUAUGGCGCCCGAGUGGAGCCGGCACGUCAACAAGACCAUGGGGGGAGCCGGGCCAGCAGGGAGAGGAAAGAAGGGGCCUUCACACACUCCCAAGCAGCACAGAGACAGAGGGAUCGACUUCUACUUCUCCAGAAGCAAAAACUUGUGACAACUCUUUUCACAUACAGGGUUUUUAUGCAAAAGAAAGCGCAUGGCUUCUUGAACCUGAAGGUCUUAGGCUACCCACUUCCUUUUAUUAAAAAAAAAAAGUAUCUGCUUCCUCUUCUUCUGUUAGAUAACCACCACACUGUUGGCUGUGUGUCGUUUUGUUAAAAGUGAUUUGACUUCUCAUCUGUGUUGUUCUUCUAUGUUCUGUUACAGAGUAAACAUAAAGGUGCUGUCAUU